This is a messenger RNA of Durio zibethinus, 2769 nucleotides long. RefSeq names its product receptor-like protein CLAVATA2. Gene Ontology annotation, molecular function: protein binding. Lineage: Eukaryota; Viridiplantae; Streptophyta; Magnoliopsida; Malvales; Malvaceae. The record is from RefSeq and is a predicted model, not a curated record.
UUCAAUGGAAGAGAGAAUGCUUGCGUAAUUAUUCCUCGGUGUAACGUACCACUGCUUAGCUGCAAAAAUUCUUACAUUUCCUCUCUCUCUAAGUACAUUAUUCAGUUUUCUGUUUGUUGAAAAUUCCUUUACUUUCCAUUGAAGAAGAACAAGGGUUCCAGAUUUUCAUCCCUGUAAGACUCCCUUUUUCCUUCUCCUCCCCACUCUGCUGUUCUUCACUCGAGUUAUAGUUCAUGGCUUGUAACAUUUAGCUUGUUUAGAGCUGCUGAAGAAAUGGGCUUAAUGUUUUAGCUUCUGUAACUGUAAAUAGUUCAUAGUUUAGUUUCAGGUUUUGAGUUUGUCUCACUUAUGGAAUUGAAAUGGGAUGUUCCUGUUUGUCACCCCUGGAAACCCUCAAAAUUACCUACACUGCCACUCUUGCUCUUGCUAAUGCUAUCUCUAUGUAUUUUUAGCCCCUCUCAGUGUCUUGAUCUUGAUCCAGAAGACAAAGCCUCACUGUUAUUGUUCAAGUCAUCCCUUCAAGACCCUGGCCAGAGCUUAGCGACCUGGUUUGGGUCAAACUGCACCAGCUGGACCGGUAUUUCUUGUGAAAAUCGGACCGGUCAGGUUGUUUCUGUGAACCUGGCUAAUAUGAAUUUGUCUGGUAACGUGCACCCUGGUUUAUGCGAACUACCAUUUCUUGAAUACUUGAAUUUGUCUGAGAAUAACUUCAAUGGCUCAAUUCCAACAUGUUUUGGUUCAUUGGGUAGUCUUAAGACUCUUGAUCUUAGUCACAAUAGUUUUGGUGGGUUUCUACCUGAUGAGAUCACGAGGCUUAGGCAAUUGAGGGAACUUGUGUUGAAUGGAAACCGGGAACUGGGUGGCGUUUUGCCUUGGUGGAUUGGUAACUUUUCGAGCAAUUUGGAAAAACUUGAUUUGGGUUCAAAUUCGUUUCAUGGGGAGAUGCCUGACAGCUUAUUUUACUUGAAGUCUUUGAGGCACUUGGAUCUUGGAGACAAUUGUUUAUCAGGCAAUAUUCAUGAGUUUUAUCAGUCGUUGGAGUUUCUCAAUCUUGCUUCAAAUCAGUUAUUUGGUACUUUGCCUUGUUUUUCUGCUUCUACACAGAGUCUAACUGUUUUGAUAUUGGCUAACAAUUCUCUUGUGGGAGGAAUACCUACUUGUGUUACCUCACUGGAAGUAUUGGCACAUCUUAAUCUAUCAUUUAAUCACCUGAGUUAUCAUAUAUCUCCGAGACUUGCGUUUAAAGAAAAGUUGCUUGUGUUAGACUUGAGUUUCAAUGAUUUUUCAGGUCCUCUUCCUGGCAAAAUUGCGGAAGCAACUGAAAAAUCAGGGCUUGUUCUUCUGGACCUCUCUCACAACCAGUUUUCUGGUAAAAUUCCAUUGAUGAUCACCGAGCUGAAAAGCUUGCAAGCAUUGUUUCUUUCUCAUAAUCUCCUUACGGGGGCUAUUCCAGCAAGGAUUGGAAAUUUGACUUAUCUCCAAGUAAUUGAUCUGUCACACAACUUCUUAUCAGGUUCAAUUCCAUUAGAUAUUGUUGGGUGUUUUCAGUUACUCGCAUUGAUACUCAAUAACAACAAUCUUUCUGGUGAAAUUCAUCCUGAGCUUGAUGCAUUGGAUGGCUUGAAGAUAUUGGAUGUAAGCCACAACAAGAUUUCUGGUGAAAUCCCACUAACCUUGGCAGGGUUAAAAUCACUAGAGAUUGUAGAUUUUAGCUCCAACAACCUCUCUGGAACACUGAAUGAUGCAAUAACCAAAUGGUCAAACCUCAAGUAUCUCUCCUUAGCUCAUAACAAAUUCAGUGGGAAUUUACCUAGCUGGCUAUUCACUUUUGAAGCAAUCCAGAUGAUUGAUUUCUCUGGAAACAAAUUCAAAGGCUUCAUACCAGAUGGUAACUUCAAUAUUAGCUUCCACAAUAACAAUGGAAACAGGGAUAGAGCACCUAAAGAGCCAUUUAUUGCAAUGAGAAAUGCUGAGAUAAAAAUUUCUGUCAUGGUCAUCGAUAGUAGUGAAUUAAGCUUCAACUACAAGGUGUCCCCAAUAGUUGGAAUUGACUUGUCGGAUAAUUUAUUACAGGGUGAGAUUCCAGAUGUUCUCUUUGAAGUUGAAGGAUUGGAAUAUCUAAAUUUAUCUUAUAACUUUCUCAAUGGUCAGCUUCCUAGGUUGGAGAAAAUGUGGAACUUAAGGGCCUUGGAUUUGUCACAUAAUUCAUUAUCCGGCCAGAUCCCUGGAAAUAUCUCCACCCUUAAAAAUCUAGUACUGUUGAAUUUAUCAUAUAACAGUUUUUCUGGAUCUGUUCCUGUUAACCAGGGAUAUAGGAGAUUCCCAGGAGCAUUAGCUGGUAAUCCGGAUUUGUGUGUGGAGUCCUCUGUUGAGGGAUGUGACAGAGCAAGCCUCCCUGCUGUGCCUGGGAAGACAUUUGAAGAAGUUGAGGGACCAAUAUUGGUUUGGGUGUUCUGUGUAAGUGCUUUUGUUAGUUUCUAUUUUGGUGUAGUGGCUCUCUUUUGUACAGCCCGAGCAAGGAGUUACAUACUCCAGACAAAAGUUUAAUGCAUUGAAUGCUUUCUUCUGUACAUUUAUAUUUCUCUACUUUACAUUGCCAAUUUUCUUACUGAGAUUAAACUCAUGCUCACCAAAUUGCAAGGUAUGGCAUCUCAAAGAUAGAUUCUCUUUAUCUGCUAAUAUUUAAUCUAACUGUUCGAUGUAUAACAGCUUCUAGCUAUUAAGAUUGAAUGACUUGAUGUCAAUGAUUAGAUUCUAAUUUCAAUUAUG